AGACAUUUGAAUUACAUCACCUUUCAUUCAAAAUAAAUCAAAACAUUCCUACACGGUGCUGGUCGUAUUUUUCCGGUUUAGACGAAAUCAAAAUCCAAAUUCAUUCCGUUUAUUACCGGGUUCCAAAUGCCAAGUGUUGAAACUCCCCAGUCCUCAGCGAAAGAAACAGCUCCUUGUCGGACGUGUAUCGAUUUCAAAUCAUGGUCCAAGCAACAACGGAAAGCAUUAUCCACGACAUCGAAACCAUCAGAUGUAACCCAAACCACCAACUCCAAAGCACAAUCCUCCGAUACCUCAAAAAACGAAUCCCCAGCGCACUGCCCAUUAGAUAAGGAACGAUUGGGCCGCUACACCUGGGGUUUAUUGCACACGAUGGCAGCCUAUUUCCCAGAUAAUCCAACCAUAGAGGAACAAAGCAACGUGAGGCAUUUUUUCAACGCGUUUGCCAAAGUCUACCCGUGCGAAUACUGCGCGAAAGAUUUUCAAAAUGAAUUGAAAGAUUCACCGCCAGAGACGAAAUCCCAGCAUACGCUUUCACAAUGGCUUUGUAGGAUACAUAAUAAAGUGAACCGUAAGCUUGGCAAGCCAGAGUUUGACUGCACGAAUGUUAAUGAACGUUGGCGUGAUGGUCCCGCGGAUGGAUCUUGUGAUUAGAACUGCGAGGCGAGGAUCUAGUUUGUGUGAUAAUGUAAAUAAAGCGACGGAGCAUAAAUUCACGUUUGUUUGAUUCAAUAACAAUAUAUUUGAAUAACAAGUUAUUAAAUAUUUUCUGCUAUUCUA
This is a messenger RNA of Toxorhynchites rutilus septentrionalis, 780 nucleotides long. It is a transcript of the gene Alr, whose product is annotated as FAD-linked sulfhydryl oxidase ALR. Bases 127 to 654 code for a protein of 175 amino acids. Gene Ontology annotation, cellular component: mitochondrion. Gene Ontology annotation, molecular function: flavin-dependent sulfhydryl oxidase activity; flavin adenine dinucleotide binding. The record is from RefSeq and is a predicted model, not a curated record. The transcript has 2 exons. NCBI's taxonomy places the organism in Eukaryota, Metazoa, Arthropoda, Insecta, Diptera, Culicidae.